This is a messenger RNA of Lytechinus variegatus (green sea urchin), 3706 nucleotides long. RefSeq lists its product as uncharacterized. Lineage: Eukaryota; Metazoa; Echinodermata; Echinoidea; Temnopleuroida; Toxopneustidae. The transcript has 4 exons. The record is from RefSeq and is a predicted model, not a curated record. The coding region runs from base 213 to 1280 and encodes 355 amino acids.
AGGGGGUUGGCUCCCAACUCCCAUGCAUAAACCAUGUACCCUAUAUAGGGUCCAUGCAUAAACCAAGGAAGAUUUCCCUAUUCACAAUAAAACAAUAGCAAUAACUUUCGCGUUGAUGAUAGACCUUUCCACCCUUUCCAAACGUUAUAAGUUAUAAACGUAAGUCUUCUGAAGUUUCUCCAAGAGGUUUGUCCAGCUACAUAUCUAGCAUCAUGGAUACCUCAUCACCAGAUGAUCCUUAUGAAACUGAUCUGGAUGAAGCCUAUGUCCGUUACUUUCAGCAGGAGGAUGGUUCACCAGUCGAUCCAGUUGGUCCUAGCUCUCCAAAAAGACCCAGGGUUACAGAGGAAGUACAGUGCAUUGACCCCACUGACCAACCAUCGACAUCAGGUCUGCAAUCUUCCAGAGGGCAGCGGGGAAGUCGCAGAAAGAGGAGAGGGCGUGGUCGUGGACAAUCCUGGAUAGUCGGUUUCCAAUCAGACACCUCAUCUUCGGUUCCCGAAGGAGAAACUACAAAUACAAGAGGAGCCAAGGGAAGAGGGAAAGGGAGAGACGAAUCCAGGGGGAGAGGUCGAGGUACCAGAAGUAGAGGUGGAGCAAGAGGGAGAGGAGGAGCUAAAGGGAGAGGAGCCAGAGGGAGAGGCGUGACCAGAAGUCGAAGCAGGGGAAGAGGCAGAGGUGGAGCUGGGGGCAGCGCAGGAGUUGCCUCCCGAGCAGAAGUAGAGGGAGACGUGGAAAGAAUUCAAGCGCUUCGUGAAGCGAGAAAACGUAAACUCAAAGAGGACAUAUCGAGGAUGUCUAGAGAUGAAAUUGAAUCAUUGCUCUAUAAAACAGUACAACGGAGACCAGGUAUGUUGUUUGAUCUUAUGAUGCAACCCCCCGAUGACAACAUCCCAAGUGGAGAGAAUGUGCCUUGGUGCAGUUGUGGCAGGUGUAUAGACAUGCCAACCGAUGCAGAAAGGUUAUGCUGCGGACGAAACCCCCAGGACUGCACCAGCCAACAUGCCGUCUUUGAACUGAUUAUUGAUGAGGCAGCCCUAUUGAUCCAAAGGGCAAUGUGGAUUGACUUGUAUAAUCUAGAAGAUGAUCCUCAGGAACCAGGAGAAGAAAACCGGGCCAUGAGACAUGCUGCCUACCGGAGUUUUGUAUUUUGGCAACAUGGACGAUUAGGACAAGGGAACAGACGGGUCAUCCCCAGCUGUUGUGUGACCAAGAUACGGUCUCUUUACCCUAGUUUAAAUGGAUUGUAUACUGGUUAUCUUCCUGGAAGAUUUGUGUAGCAUGAUUUUUACCUUCUAAUACAGACCAUUAUUUUUUCCUGUCACAGCCCUUUCUUUCCAUUCAAUUACUAUUAGCUGGUUUUGACUUUCUUCAUGUUCCUUUCAUUGUCAUAUUGAUUUUGGCGGUGUCUGCUCUCAUUGCAUAUUCUAGGGGAUGUAAGGAGAUAAGCCCCCAAUCACAAUCUGAAAACACAAUACAGGUGAUGGUGACAUGUUAUUUACUUCUGAGUAGGUUAUAUCCACAUUAUAGUUCAUACAGUAGAAUGUAGAGCAAGGAAAAUGCAUAUGAUAUGAACAAACUUUUUAAGUGAUGGUUAUCCUUUUCUGCCGUGUCACGGAAAUGCAUCCCGUUAUGGUUAUAUAAGAAAGGUGGACUGGUAAUGGUAUAGACAAAUAAAUCCCGAGAUUGGAGGUUAGCUUGUGUGAAAACAGAAAAUUUAAAGAAAUCUGUGUAAACUGAAUAUAAUAAACAAGUAAUAUGAAAGUUUAUUGACCAUUCAAUUUUUUUUUAUCACUAAUGCAUAGGUGGAUCCAGGGGGGCGGGGAGUCCCUUCACUAUUUCUUAUAUCAUUUCCUCUUUCAUUUUUUGUCCUGUACUCUGAUAUGAGAUAUAGUGGUAUAAAUUCGAAGACUGAUGUAUGGGUUUAACAGAUCCAGGUCCCAUUUCAUAAAGGUGUUGUAACUUUGCCUUUAUGGCAACUACCAUCUAAACCUGGAUUUUGUUUAACUGCUGAGCCCUGUUACCAUGGUAGUGAUCAUAAUGGCAGUUACAACAGUUGAAAGUCCUUUAUGAAAUGGGGCCUGGGUUUAUUAACACUAAUCUGCUGAAGUUGCCACAGUUAUUAAAACAGGUUGUAUUCAGUUGCAUUAUUCAAUGUUUACGCAUUCGUUCUCGCCCGAUGGACAAUAUAUUUUAUCAUAGGGUGUUUACAACAGCCUCAUAUGCAAUUCAAACUCCGGCAUAGAUAUAUAAAUCUCAUGAUCUCAUGUGUACUCCGUAUAAUUAACAGUCAUUCAAUCAUUCAGUUUCUAUUCAUUGAUAUCCUUUAAUACAUUAUUGUUAGAAAUAUAUUUUGAACAGUUCAAGGCAGUAAGUAGAUAAUGGCAGAAACAUCAUAUAGCAAGAUGUAUCUCACAAGCUGUGAAAUGCAUGUAAUACUUCGAUUAAAAUGAUAUAAAAAUACAAAGAUAUACCUUUUAUGACUUCUCCCUUUGUAUGUAUGGCAAUGGUGAAGAAGUGACUGAUAAAAAUCAUAACGGUGGUUUAUGCUGAUGGUGAUGUAGUGGUGUUCAUAGAAAGUAUGAUUGAAAUUGUCAUGAUUUGGUGAAAAAUUGAUGGUGCAAAAUUCCAACAGAAUGAAAAAAAACAUGAAAGAACAAAUGGCAAAAAAUUUACAAAAUAAUUUCAAAUGAAAAAAGUAUGGAUACACUUCCUCUGACCGUAAUUAUUACCAAAGCAUGCUAUGAUACCUGCAAAUACAUUUCUAAUAUGUUUCCUGUACAAAAUAACAAAACAUGGGCUUUAAUUGUAAUAAUCAAUAAUCCUUAUAGAAUGUUCAUUUCCAAAUGCAAAUCUCAAAACAGCUAAUAUUUACCAGUACAGGCCAUGAAGACUUGAUAAUUGCACUUACAUGGAGUACCCAAAAAUAUGUAAAAGAGGGUUGAUCAGAAAUCAUAUUUUCUUUCAGUUUAUCGUGGUAUGCGUCUUUGUUUCACUUACUUAGGAAUAACAAAGUUACAAUUCCUGAGGUGAAUUGGCAGUGUUUGUUUCAUUAUAUAUAGAAAUGCAAUAUUGACAUGACUGUGGAUGGCACAACCUGCCAAAUAUUGAAGAUAAAACAUCCAAAGAAUACAAACAAAAUUUUUAAAGUUUGAUUGCAUGCAUUCGAAUUCAUGCCACUAACAUCGUGGUAUAAUCAGUAAACUAGGAAAGGAAUAGCCCCUCAACAGUAAGGCAUCAGUACCUAAAGUGUUUGCACUGUGGUGUUUCAUGGCAGUAUAUCAUAGUCAUAGAUAUCAAAACCCAAAUUCAGGAAACUAUUUGUGUUUUUUACACACAUUUCAUCCAUUUUACUAUCUGCUUCUAGCCAAAUUCAAUACUAUUUUGCUAGGUUUUGUUCUCUGAUUAGAAUUAAUUUCAUGACAUAUAUGAGUGAAAUGUUACAAUUAUUAUGGAUAAAAAGAUGGAAAAGUGAAUGGAUGAAAUGUGAAUUCAUGAGGAAUUCACUAUCCAAAAUUGUUUACGAAAUUUGAUAUUAUUUAACACGUGUCUACAUGAACAUAAAAAUUUAUUAUAAAUUUGGAGUCAUGCCAAAAUCAGCAAAUUCAACAUAUAAGAUUUUACAAUAAACAAGGCAAUUUUUGCAAUCAUGCCGUUGAUAGCAAAAUGUGGCAAUUCUUAGUAAUACCGUUUAGUCAUUGACAUA